Phascolarctos cinereus (koala) is the source of this 3911-nucleotide messenger RNA. It is a transcript of the gene NOL9, whose product is annotated as nucleolar protein 9. Lineage: Eukaryota; Metazoa; Chordata; Mammalia; Diprotodontia; Phascolarctidae. The record is from RefSeq and is a predicted model, not a curated record. Gene Ontology annotation, biological process: cleavage in ITS2 between 5.8S rRNA and LSU-rRNA of tricistronic rRNA transcript (SSU-rRNA, 5.8S rRNA, LSU-rRNA). Gene Ontology annotation, cellular component: nucleus. Gene Ontology annotation, molecular function: polynucleotide 5'-hydroxyl-kinase activity.
AUGGACUUGGGUAGUCAAUGUCCGUCUGUGUUUCGUCCCCCAGGUUCCUCCUCCCCUGGGCUACAAGACAAAUGUAUGCAAAGUAAGGGCAUGCAAACGAGCUCCUGCUUUGGUUCGGCCCGUCAGUUCCGGGGCCUGGGGCGGGGGGGAGCGCGAGAGCCAGGUGGGAGACCGCAUCCGGAGGCGGGGGAGGGGGAGCGAGGGGAAGGCCUGCGCCGCAUACGCGCCGCGCCGGCGGUCCACGCGGGGGCGCCUGCGGGCCCGGAGGCCCGGCGCUUCCGUUCCCAUGACACCCUCGGGCGCGGAAGAGGAAGGAGCUUGGCCACUUCUCGCGAGAGGUGCCAAGGAAAGGGAGCGAAGGGAGCGGCGGGAGCCGGCGGGCGCGGCAUGGCCGACGUGAUGGUGUACGGGAAGGAGGGCUCCAACCGCCUGGGCUGGACCCGGCUCCGCCGGGCCCGCUCCCCGCUGGGCGUGGGCCGCCGGGCGCGGCGCCGGGCCCGCUCCUUGGCCGUCGGGAGCCAGCGGCGGCUGCGGCUGCGUCUGCAGCAGGCCGAGGCGGCCGGAGUGGCCUGGCUCGACGAGGAGGAAGCGGCGGAGGCUGUGGUGGUGGGAGCCGAGUGGAGCGCACGGGAGAAGAAGGCGAAGAAGAAGAAGGCACGGCGGCGGGAGCGCGCCGAGCGCGAGCGCGAGCGGCGGGAGCGCGAGGAGCGCGAGUGGAGGCAGCUGCGCGAGCUGCGGUCGAGGCGCGAGCACGACGAGGACGCGGGGGAGCGCGCGGCGCCCGUGCCCGCGCCGGGGCCCGAGGCGGGCGGCGAGUCCGAUGGGCCCGAGGAGCCGCCCCGGGCGCCCGGCCAGAGCGAGCCCUUCGUGGUGCGGGGCAAGGCCGGCCUGCUGAUGCUGCUGAGCCACGCGCAGUCUUUGACCUUCACUGGGAAGUGUCGGAUGACCUGUCUUUAUGGCCGAGUGCAGGUAUUUGGUUUUAUCAUCAGCCAGGGCCAGCCAGCCUAUGAUCUUUAUUCUCCCCACACCAACUGUGCCCUAACUAUUGAAGCAAUUAGCUACUCCAUGCCAGACAAAACCCUAAAGGAUAUGAAACUGGAAGUCCGCUCUUUGAUCAAAGAUCAUCUUUCUUCAGCUAACGCUUUUCAUGUGAUAAAACAGUUUUCUCCUAUGUGUUCCAUUAUCCUGCUAGAGAGUCUGGAGACCCCUGCUGCAGACUUCAUCCUGAGCUAUCCAGCUUUUUCUCACCUUUUCUCAGGAAAGAAACAGGAGAUGUCAUCAUCCUUCAAUCUUGAGCAGUUAACCAUGUCUUCUGUUGGCAUUAAGAAAUGUGAGGAAGAAAGUGGCUUUCACUUGUCUGAGAGUAGCAGUUCAGUGAUAGAAGAGUUAAUCACUGCCUGUUGUGAGGAAAUUGAUGGUUGCCCUAUCAUCAUGGUUUGUGGACCAAAGUGCAUCGGCAAGUCCACCUUUAAUCGAUACCUAAUUAACCAGCUGCUGAACAGUAUUCCUUGUGUUGACUUUUUGGAUUGUGACCUAGGACAGACAGAAUUCACUCCUCCUGGUUGUGUUUCUUUGUCUAAUGUUACAGAGCCUAUUUUUGGGCCACCAUUCACUCAUCAAAGGAAAACUCGAAAAAUGGUCUUUUAUGGUGAUUCUUCUUGUGAAGAUGACUGUAAGAAAUACACCGAGAUUGUGAAGUACGUCUUCAGUGCCUAUCAGAGAGAAGCGCCUCUCAUCAUUAAUACGAUGGGCUGGGUGAAAGGUGAUGGACUUUUGCUCCUCAUUGACCUUAUUCGAAUGCAGGCCCCUACUCAUAUUGUUCAGUUCAGUUCUGAACAGUGUCAAGAUAUGCCCCUGCUCACCCCAGAGUGCACUGCGGGGAUGGCGGGUCUGCAGACAAAAGGCAACACCAAAGUCAGAAGCAGGCACUUGGACUGCACCGAAUCGGAGAGUUCAGGGGAUCCGGAUGAAGGGAGCCAGCCUCCCUCAACAGGACACAGACUGCUGCUUGUGCAGUCUGAGUUUGCUGGUGCUGGCGUUGCUCAACUGACGCAAUGGCAUAGUCCUGUUCUUCGUGAUAUGGCCUUGUUAGGUUACCUUGCUUUGCUACAGCCACCAGAGGCAAAACCCUUUCUUCCACUACACCAUCUAGUCCCCUUUCAGGUCCCUUUCAGUUCUGUUGCUCUCCGGGUUAUCCACACUGAUGUCGCUCCUACUCAUACCAUGUAUACAGUAAAUGCCAACUGGAUUGGUCUUUGUAGGAUACUAGAUGAUGUCAAACAAAAAAGUGAUGGACCAGUUUUUCUUACAGACAAUCCAGUCUGUGAUUGUGUGGGGUUUGGUAUUAUCCGAGGGAUCAGCAUGGUGAAAAAAGUGUACUACGUUCUGACUCCUCUGUCCCAUGAAAAGUUAAGACAUGUGAAUUGUCUGAUGAUUGGAAAUAUUACUAUUCCUCAUUGCAUCUUCAAGAGCCAGCCCAAGAUUGAGGGAGAGAUCCCUUACGUUACUUCCGAGUACAAUUUUUCUAUUUGGGGAUCAGGAAAACUCAGAGUCAGGAAACUCCUGCAAAGAAGAGAAUACCUUUAAUCGCCAAUGAACUUUCCACUGAAGAAUUAGCAUGGAGCUUUUGGUUUUAAUGAGGGAGGGGGAUGCGAAAAACUUGAUGCGGUUUCUCUAGCUGUGCCAGCAGCAUCCAGUGGAAUGAUGUGAACAAUUCUUCAGCCCAAAUAUUGUUAAUAGUUUACAAACGUUUUUGUAUUAAAAUAUUUUCUGAAAAUUCUUCUCAAAAUUGCAUGUGAUCUGAAGUGUAAACAGCAUCCCCAGGCACAGCCAGGGAGACAAACUCUGCAAGGAACUGGGAGACUUGGGUCAAGUCUGAGCCCUGACCUGGGGACUGCAUGACCCUGGAGGAGGGUGGGCCUGCACUAGCCUUCCCGAACUACUGAUCUGUGCCUCCUCUUUUCACUGAUGACAUUGCAGCUCAUUGACUUACUAUAAUGCUUUUAUUUCUAUGGCACUUUAAAGUUUGUGAAACAUUCUCCUUACUACAACCCUUUGAGGGAAAUGGUGUCUAGAAUAUUAUCUCCAUUUUAUAGUUGAGGAAAUAGUCUUAAAGAAGGCCAAGCAAUUUGUGGAAGGUCUCAGAGCUGGCCAGUCAGCAUCUGGAAAACCAGGUCUUAUUGCUUACUCCUUGACCAAUAUUUUUACCCCAUUCUGCCUCCCCAUACAGUUCUUUAUUCAGUGUUAAUACGUGGAAUAAGGACCAAAAAUAGGAGGUUUGGGCCGGUAGAGAAGAGAAGAAAGAAGGAUGACUUGAAUCCCACAUCAGGGGUUCCUUUGGCAUGAUGUGAUGAUUCAUGUGUACCAGCUACCCAUAUUGGGUCUAGCUGCUCAUGGUCUGGACUGUUGGAGCUAAUAUCCCUUCUUAAUUAUCCUUGACUGCAUUGUAUUUAAUUCCCGUUGUCCUCUACUUAAAUAGUUGAAGGAGAUAGUCGGCCAUCAUUACAGAUUUCAGGGAUCUUCAGUGAUGGGCAUGUCCCACUGCCAUGACAGAGCACAACUCUGUUUUAGUAAAUUGAUGGUAGCCCAACACCUUGUUGGCAUCUUGUAAGAUAGGCUCUCCAGAUUUAGCUAGUAGCUUUAUGGCAGCCAGACAGUAUGUACUUUGGGCCCAUUUUAUAGGACCUGUCUAACGUGGUCCACUAUCAUAGCCUUGGAGCCCACAGGCAUCAAUUGCUGCAGUGUGGCUUCAGAAUUAGGAUUUCCAUGAAAGAAGUUUGCUCUCUUGGUGUGGGUUUUUUAAAAAGUCUGUGGCUGAUCUAGUAUAAUCUUUGAAUAAAUGUAAUUAAUGGUUUUUUUUCAUGUUUUAGUGGAAAUAGAUGGAAUAAAUUGCCUCCCAAUAUCUUUUUUAA